This is a messenger RNA of Gilbertella persicaria, 1300 nucleotides long. RefSeq lists its product as uncharacterized. Lineage: Eukaryota; Fungi; Mucoromycota; Mucoromycetes; Mucorales; Choanephoraceae. The record is from RefSeq and is a predicted model, not a curated record. The transcript is spliced from 6 exons. The coding region runs from base 213 to 893 and encodes 226 amino acids.
CUUUUCUUUUUAUUUCAAAUUCUUACCACGCGCAUACAAACAAAAAUAUGUCUGUAACUAAAAUGGGUAAAAUACUGCAAGAAAGUAGUACCUGUACAACCCAACAUUUUAAUAAACUGACACUUUUGGUAAAUUGUAUGAUUUUUACAUCCCUUUGAGAAAUUUAAUAUUUGUAGGAUAAACAAGUUGACAAACAUAUAGAAUUGCUGUCUAUGGGUCCUCAGGAUCAUACCAGAAACAUGAAUGAUCUCAAAGUAUUAUAUGAACAACACUGUGAGCAAAAAUCACGUAUCAAACAACUAGAAGCUAGUCUAGAAUCAGAACAGGCACAAGUAAACAUAUUAAGAAAUGAUAAUCAAAACUUGCGCAAAAUGGUCGUCAAUAUGUCUGUACUAACUGAGCAAGAAGAAGAAUUCAUAUCCAACAAAUUGUUAAAGCAGAUCAGCGGGCUAAAGAAAGAAAAAGGAGAGCUUUUGAUGCAAGUGGAACAAGAGGAAGAAUACAUGACCAAUAUGCUUCAAAAAAAGCUUGUACAACUACAAAAAGAAAAAAUUGAUUUAGAAAAUGCGUUGGAACAGGAACAAGAGCGUAUGGUUAACCACCUUCAAAAGCAACUUGAUAUGUAUGUAAGAAGACAGAAUAUAUCACCAACAACGCCUCGCUCCCUCCCCUCAAGCCCUGUUAUGAUAGAAAGUCCUGGAAUUGCGGAAUCUUUAAGGGCUGAAGUGUUGUAUUUAAAAGCUAAAGCUGCUGAAAUGGAGAAAGAAUUUCUCAAAAAACAUCAACAAUGCAUAAAAUAUAAGCAAGAAAUCAUACAGUUUCGAAAGCAAAGUAACAUUCCUAUUGAUGACAUGGAUGAUGGGCAAGUACUAAAACAUAAAAUAUCAGCAUAAUCAUGUUUAUAAAACAGGCGUUUACCACGUAUAUUCAAAAGUGCAAUAACAUCGCCUGAUAAUAGCCAGGUAUCUAUAUAGAUACACACACAAUGUGCUGAUAUCCUUGUUUAGAAUCGUCGUUCAAAUUCCACUUCUUCUCAAAGAUCAAUUGCCAGCAGCGUUCCUUCACUCUGUCUAGACUCUGUUGAUCAACCCUUCUCUCCUGAUAGCACUAUAUCACCCCAAUCUAUCACAGAGAUCUGCUCACCUUCUAUGAGUACAUCUACUAGUGGUAAUUUUCACAAAAAGGAUCAUAAUUCUUCAAGAAGAGUUUCUGGUGUCUCAUUUGGAUUGAGUUCAACUCCACCUCAACAUCCUCCGCAAUUGUAAUAAAUGCAUGAAAACUUCUGGCUUUAAAGUGCUCU